This is a messenger RNA of Silurus meridionalis, 5440 nucleotides long. RefSeq names its product legumain-like. Gene Ontology annotation, biological process: vacuolar protein processing. NCBI's taxonomy places the organism in Eukaryota, Metazoa, Chordata, Actinopteri, Siluriformes, Siluridae. Gene Ontology annotation, molecular function: cysteine-type endopeptidase activity. The record is from RefSeq and is a predicted model, not a curated record. The transcript is spliced from 12 exons. The coding region runs from base 172 to 1155 and encodes 327 amino acids.
CAGCAGCAACACCAAAACCCUUAAAACCCAUCAGAAUGUUCAUUUCUUUCUAGUUUUCUGUUCUGGAGCAACUGCUGCUUCACCAGGAAAAUAAAACCGUUUUUUAAAUGAAAGUGAAAGUUUGCUGUACAGAAUAUAAAAUAUUGGCAGCUGUUCUGAAAGUUGAGUUGAAUGAAGACUGAGCUGAAGGAAGUCAAUAUGCCCAGUAGAAACGGUAAACACUGGAUUCUCCUGGCAGCAGGUGCUAAAGGCUGGAAAGACUACAGACACCAGGCCAACGUGUGUCACACUUACCAGAUUUUGCAACGGAAUGGGAUUCCAGAUGAGCAGAUUGUGGUGAUGAUGUAUGAUGAUAUCGCUCAGAAUAAAGAAAAUCCUUUUCCUGGAAAUAUAAUCAACGUCCCAAAUGGUCCUAAUGUUUACCCUGGAGUUCCAAAGGACUACACUGGAGAGGAGGUAACAGCUAAAAACUUUCUGGCUGCACUGUGUGGAGAUUCAACUGCUGGAAAAAAAGUAAUACGAAGUAAUGAAAAUGACACUAUCCUCGUCUAUUUAACAGACCAUGGAAAGCAAGGGCACUUCUGCUUUCCUCAUUCCACACUUUAUGCAGAAGACCUCAUUAAAACUGUGAAGGAAAUGUCAAUGAAGCGCAAGUUUUUGAAGAUGGUCAUUUACAUGGUAGCUUGUUAUUCUGGAUCGAUGCUGGAGAAACUGUCAGAGGAACGCAAUGUGUACGCAGUUUCGUCAUGCAAGCCAGAUGAAGCUUCCUACUCCUGUUAUUAUGACAAGAAAAGAGAUACCAGUCUUUCUGAUGUCUUCUCUGCUCAGUGGCUCAACCAUUUAGAGAAUGAGAAUCUUAGCACAAGUUCAUUUGGAGAUCAGUUUUCCUACCUGAAGAAAAAUGUCAGUAAGAGUGAGAAGGACCAGACACCCUGUAACUAUGGAGACAUGCGAAUGCUCCAGUUAAAGCUGAGUGAGUUUCUUGGACGAUCUCCUCCCUCCAUCCUAGAGACUUAUUCGUCAUAUUUACUCAAAUAUUUUAAUCUGAUAGACACUACAAAAGGUUCCCUAAUAGGCCAAGAAAAUCGGAUUAUAAAUGAACAGGACACGGAAGAAAGACAGACACUGGAAAUACAAUUAAAAAAAAAUCGUUGAAGCACAGGACAUCGUGAGAGACCAGCAGAGGGAAACUCUGAAGAACUCUAUACUGACAUGGAAACGUAAGGAAGUGGUUUUGAAAAUGAACCCCUAAAGCACAUCCCUAAAGCUGAGGCUGGUGUAGGACGAGCUGGAGCAGUGUGUAGUAUCUUCUCAGCUGACCCGAACAGUGAAAAUGCUUCUGCUGAGGCUGCGGUUGAAGCAGGAGCCAUGAGAUUGGAAGUGUAGCAGCUGCAGCUGGUCCAAUUGAAGCAAAGCUGAGUCUGGGAUCGAUACUGGUGUCACCGUUAAUCCCACUGAAGUAGAAUUAUUUUCUAGGUACUGGAAUUGCACUGGGCACAAUGGGAGUGUCAAUAUUUAUAGAUUUUUUUCCAAAAGUAAACAGAUCCAUUUCGUUUGUAAAAAGCUUUUGAUCACAUUUCUCCCAAAAUAUAGUGAUUUAUUUACAAAAUGAACUUUUGUUUCUUUGUGAGUUUUUAAAUUCUGAUCUCUGACAGGAUUUGUGAUUGUGAUUUUAGUUUUAGUAAAAAAAAAAAGUUUAUUUGUUUUGUUUUAAUACAUGACAGAGAUUUUUGGUUCACCAACAGGAAAAAUAAAUAAAUAAAAGAAAGUGAUUGUGAAUUUGUGUUUGAUUUUUUUUAUAAAAAAACACACACACAUGAGCCAAAAACCAAAACAAAAGCAAAUAGAACAUAGUAUAUGAUCUCUGACAUGCUGAUAGACACAAACAGAUAAAAGAUAAAAUAUAGAAUUAUUGCUGUCAGUGAGCUUUGGCAGGUCCAUGAAGAAUCUGUCCUCUGACCACUCACUACUGUAGAAGCUUACUGUCUGCUUGCGGAUUUCAGUGGGUUCCGAUAGGAGAUCCCCUGAUUCUGUUCGCACAGCAAUCUAUGAAUCUUUUUUGUCCAUUCUUUCGCUCUGAACUUAAAAAGAACUUAAAAGGAGCAUUCAUCUCAGUUGCGUUUUUUAAGCAUGAGCGGACCAGCGCCCCCUAUGCUGUGAUGUCUAACAGGUCUUUCAUUUUGGCCUUUUACUUUUAAGGGUUUCAAUACAUCCUCGAUUUCCAGUGGCCUUCAAACGCCGGAGUUCCUUUAUUUCUAUCUCCAGGGCUUUCAGGGAUCUAACAAUAUCCCUUGUGAUGUUAAGAGUGUACUGUUGACAAAAUAUUUUGAUUUGUGUUUUUGUAAAAUUCCACCACAGCUCAAGUGGCCUUCUGAGAUCCAAAAAUUGGAAAAGACUCUCUAAACUUUGCGUCUUCUAAACAUGUAGUGUUAAAAUGCCAGGAGGCACUCUUAGGUUUAAUGAUCUCUUUAAUGAUGACACUUUACCAUGCUAUGGUCAGCGAUACCUACUGAAACAAGAAAACACUUUGUAAAAAGCAUCAGCUGGUGUUCAAGUCCAUGAAAGUGAUCCAGUCUUGCCAGGUAGAGCGUGUUAUCCAUGGCAUAACCCCACGUGUACUGUCUCUUGUUCUUAUUAAAAGUUUUCCAUAUGUCACUUAACUUGUGGGCCUCCAUCAUCUCCCACAGACGCUUACAGGAAGCUACGUGAGGUUCUGCAAGGUUCCGAUCUAAAUGAUCCAUAGUACAGUUAAAUUUCCACCCAGAUUUAGAAUCUCCACACUGUUACAGUCUGACAGUCAGACUUCACCGGCACCAUCUUGAAAUCAACUAGAUUUAUUUCUAGCAAUCUAGAUUGAAAAGCUGUUUUCCAGCUUCAGUCAUUCGAGUUCCCUUCUGAGCAUGCCAAGAUCAGCACCAGUUGGCCACCUGUUUAGAUUACUGACCUUUGCGAUGGAGCUCCGCAAGAUCUUUGACACCACUACACCUUGGCAGCUAUCUUCAAAGCCAACUGAUCUUUAUGGCAAUUUUGCGGUGGAAUUCCAGACAACCACUUCUGCAGGCAGCUGGGACCCCACUGCAUUGUAUUACAUCUUUAUCUGGUGUUUAUCACCAGAGGUUAAAGAUGAACUUGCCGCCCACAAUCCUUGACUUCCUGGUUACCCUCUCUGCCCGGAAUGACGAAUUCGAGAAUGUGUCCCUACACCCUGGCAACCCAAUCCUCAGCUCUCUUCCCCGCAUACUUCUUUCAAAAUCGGAAAAAUGUUUUAUUGCCAGGUACAGCGAAGGGUUUAGCAAAGAGCACUUUACAUUACUUAUAGCGGACCCCAACCUAAUAACGACUAAACUUUACAGAUGGUCUCAAAGACGUUUUAUUAAACCUUGGCAACUUAAACAGAUCACCGUAAGAGCUUAUGCCCUUUAGGGGGGUGCUAAUCCAAAUAUACAAGUAUAAUGUUACAAAGCUGAUGAACCAUGCGAUUAUGCAUACAUACAGCCGUAAUCCGUGACCGUAAUGCCUUGCGCGCUGCCGCUCUUCAAAAUAAGAGUCCCGUAUAUGUACAAAAGGUAAAAAAUAUAAUAUAAUGUCAAAACUCAGAACCUGCCAAAAUAUUAUUUAUCAAAUUAAAUCAAACAAAGAAAACAUUCAGAUGUGUCUGCUACACUCCCACCAAAUUAUAAAUGUCUCUUAAACAUGAAUAAUUUCCAUUUGGUUCUUUAACCUUUGAGUGUUUGAAGUAACAUAACGUCCAUAUGUGAAUCAAUUCACUCCGCUUCUAAUAGCAAAACCAACUUUUGAGCUGGCCUUUCAACCAUUGAUGUCUUAUUUAUCCGUUCUCCUUUCUUGGACAGUUUCCUGUCACCAAGUAUUAAUUUGGCUUUCCUAACCAGUCCAUCUGGGCUUUAAAUAGUCUCUACGAUCCUUCCUAUUCUCCACUGAUUUCUUGGUAGAGACACUGAAAAUUUCUUUUAGGAGCAUGCCAGCACUGUCGUGUAGCAAUCGUGUGUAGAUAUUCCUUUUUCCAUCUACUCCAAAAUUGCUCCGUAAGGUACUGUACCUGUCUCCACCUUUUUCUUCCAUAAACAUCCUCUCUUGUGAAUUUUCCUGGAGGUGGUAAAGCUGUUGUGGCUUUCAUGGUAAUUAGAUGGUUAGGCGUGAGUGGUUCUAAACUCUUAGGGUCAUUCAGGUUGUCCACAGUUAGGGGGCGACUGUUGACUACUGCCAUUGCCUCAUAAAACAAAGUGCGCAAUGAAGCAUCGCUAAGUCUACCUGAUGAAAGUGAUACAGUUGAACUUAGAACACUGCGUACAGUUUUGAUCUGCCGCUCCCAUACACCACCAGCAUGACUGGAAUGGGGAGCAUUAAAAAUAAAGUCACAUUGCUUGUCAGCAAGAAAAACACUGAGUCUUUCGGGGUCAAGCUCCUGUGAUGCAGAACUCAGUUCAUUUUUAGCUCCUAUGAAAUUGGUACCCUGGUCACAUCGAAUUUGUCUCACUGCUCCUCGAAUAGCAAUAAAGCAUCGUGGGGCGUUGAUGAAUGCGUCUGUAGACAUGUCUUCUAACAUCUCAAUGUGGAUAGCUCUUGAACAGAAACAUGUCAAAAGCAGACCAUACCUUUUGUGUUGCUUUCGGCCCUCUUUGGUCAUGAAAGGACCAAAGCAAUCCAUACCACAAUAUGUAAACGGUGAGGAAGGUUCCACACGUUCUGUAGGAAGAUCACUCAUCCUUUGACCUUCAGCAGAUUUUCUUAACCUUCUACAAGUUACACAGUUGUGGAUGUACGAAGUAACAGCUCUGUUAAUUCCAAACGUGGUAUCGUGACCACUUUUGCGGGAGCAACUCGAGCUUUACCAAUGAGAAAAGCACAAUAGAUGUUUUCCCUUUCGUCCAUUACUCUCAGAUAAGAACAUUGACCAUAGCCACAGGUACUUGUGUCUGAGAAAUGGUGUAUUUCUGUUUUUACAACCUUACCGAAUUCAGCAGGUAUAUAACAUCGUGCUAUGUUUAUCUUUUCCACGUUGGCUAAGUCAUCUUGCCAUUUCUUCCACAGAGGGCUUAAUGCUGGAGAAAGCGAGUCAUCCCAGCCUGUACCCUGGCGACACAUUUCUUGAAGGAUUUUUUUGCCAUUAAGAACAUAUGGAGAUACGAAGCCCAAAGGAUCAUAUAUGGAGGCGAUGGCUGAUAGUAUGCCACGACGUGUUGUAGGUUGAUCCUUUAAAGGAACAUGGAAUCUGAAACUAUCACUUUGUGUGUUCCAAUGAAUCCCUAAUGCUCUUUCCAGUGGCAUGUCAUUGAAAGUAAGAUCCUUUGGUCCAAAACUUACUGCACAUUCUGAUGCUGGUAUACUUUGCAGAACGGUGCGGUCAUUCGAUAUAAACUGGUGCAGUCGGAGACCGCCUUUAGCACAUAACUCCUGUGCUUCCUUUGUUAACUGUAUGGCU